This is a messenger RNA of Coccidioides immitis RS, 1320 nucleotides long. Its product is annotated as ZIP family zinc transporter. Gene Ontology annotation, biological process: zinc ion transmembrane transport. Gene Ontology annotation, cellular component: plasma membrane. The record is from RefSeq and is a predicted model, not a curated record. NCBI's taxonomy places the organism in Eukaryota, Fungi, Ascomycota, Eurotiomycetes, Onygenales, Onygenaceae. The transcript has 6 exons. Bases 1 to 1320 code for a protein of 439 amino acids. Gene Ontology annotation, molecular function: zinc ion transmembrane transporter activity.
AUGGAGGACAUGUCUCGACCUCAAUGUGGCGGCGCGAAAGGGAACGAUGCGGAGUAUGAUCUCCCAUUGCACGUCGCCGCACUGUACGUCGCCGAUGAGCAUCUGAGCUCACGCACUCUCUUUCUUCCAGGCGCCGGUUUCCCAGUCGUGGCCAAAAAGAUUCCGCGUCUACAGAUCCCGCCGAAUGCUUUCUUUUUCUGUAAGCAUUUCGGCACAGGUGUCUUGAUCGCAACGGCUUUUGUACAUCUCCUCCCAACUGCAUUCACUUCCUUGAAUGAUCCAUGCCUACCGCCUCUCUUUACCGAGCAAUACCCCGCGAUGCCGGGCGUAAUCAUGCUCGGGUCGCUCUUUGCGCUUUUCGCUUUAGAGAUGUAUUUAAACGCGAAAACCGGGGGCCACAGCCAUGGCGGAGCCACAGGGGAGAGUAUCAACCGUCCGCACCAGCACCAUCACAAUGCACAGACCAGGAACAAUGAAAUUUCGUGGCCAACAGAGAACAAGGUUAUGAGCGAUGCAUCAUCCGAUGACUGGUACGAGGAGAAAGCGGCCUAUAAGUUCGUUCCCAGUCGACUACUAGGCCUGGCAAGAAAAUGCGGGGUCUACUCCGGUGCAAACCGCUUUGAAGACUCGUACUUGUCCGAACCGUCUUCGAUGCCAACGUGGUUUAUGGUCUUCUAUGAACAAUACGUGCGAGAGCGCGAGUGGACACAAGCGAUGCUCCGGACAGCAGCGCGCCGCGAUGAUGACAUGCAAACCAUAGAGCUCAAACAGACCGCCCCUGUGCAAUCUGAUAUCCCUCGGGACCUGGAAGUAGGGGAAGUCGACCCGGCGGUGCUGAGGAAAAUGUCUCUCAACAUCACGAUCCUCGAAGGCGGUAUCCUGUUCCACUCCGUGUUUGUCGGGAUGACCGUAUCCAUUGAAACGGAAGGAUUUAUGGUGUUGCUCAUCGCCAUCUUGUUCCAUCAGGCGUUUGAGGGGCUGGGUCUGGGGUCUCGCAUUGCGGCAGUACCUUAUCCAAAGGGAUCAAUGCGUCCAUGGCUUUUGGUUCUGGCAUUCGGCACGACGGCUCCGAUUGGCCAGGCGAUUGGGUUGAUUGCUCGCAACACUUAUGAUGCCGAGAGCGCGUUCGGUUUGAUUAUGGUUGGAACAUUCAAUGCGAUCUCUUCUGGUCUCCUUAUCUACGCCGCCCUCGUGGACCUUCUAGCGGAAGAUUUCCUCUCUGAGGAGGCCCAGCAUCUGACCAAGAAGCAGAAGAUCUCCGGUUUCAUCUAUGUCUUGAUGGGAGCGGCCGGAAUGUCCAUUGUCGGCGCAUUUGCCUAA